AUGUCCAAAGUCAACCCACUUGAUGUCCUCGCCAUCAAGAACGUUAUAUCGCGCUAUUGCGAGUCACUAGAUGCGAAGGACUUUGCGCUUUUGGAUAAGGUCUUCGUCCAGGAUGUUAGCGCAGACUACCCCUUCAACUCGGAUCUGCAGGGCGUCGAAGCAGUUGCAAGAGCCAUUCGUAAUCGUCUGGGCCCAGUCCGAACUCAUCACAACCUUACAACGCAGAGGAUAGUCUUCGACAAAACAGGGAGAACUGCGCACGCAAUCACUUACUUCCAGGGCGCACAUUUUGGGCGAGGCCUGCACGAAGGCAAGCUACUAUGUGCUUACGGCAGGUACAUUGACGAUAUGGUGCUUCAAGAAGCCAGUAAUGGUGACUGCGAGGGUGUCCCGGGUGCAAGUGGCAUCUGGAGAAUCAAGCAGCGCAAAGUAGCUUUCACGCAGAGGAUCGGCGACGAAAAGAUCAUGUCCGAACACUGA
Molecule: messenger RNA, 480 nt
Organism: Ascochyta rabiei
Lineage: Eukaryota; Fungi; Ascomycota; Dothideomycetes; Pleosporales; Didymellaceae
Exons: 2
Coding region: 1-480 (159 amino acids)
Source: RefSeq, a predicted model, not a curated record